Molecule: messenger RNA, 2987 nt
Organism: Xenopus laevis (African clawed frog)
Lineage: Eukaryota; Metazoa; Chordata; Amphibia; Anura; Pipidae
Source: RefSeq, marked predicted
AAUGGAAGAUCACAGAGACUGCCCAGCUGUAAACCAUCACAGCUGUACCCACAUGUUCCAGUGACCAGCAGUAGCAGUGCCCAACCCUGGCAUUAUCCUCAUGCAGACUCAAUGAAUGCAGGCUGGCUACCAUCUAGACUCUGAGAAAAACCUGUUUUGUGAAGUUGCCAUGCUAAAUAAAGGGCUCAUUCCCUAAAAGGAGUUUUGUUUGUGAGUCCUACCCUAUGCCCACGUCCUCUCACAGCUUUGUGCUAUAACACUGGUGGCAGCGGUGGGAUAGGGUACCAGGACAUUGGAGGAACAAAGUACCAGCUCCCUUUCAUCCCUGCAUCAUGGAAGCUCCACCUGGAAUAUACAGUGUCUCAUGGGAUACAUUUAAUGACUCCUGGACUCCACAGAUCCCUACUGAUCCCAGGGAGAACACCUUGUUUUGGCAGAGGUGUGACUAUCUUGGACUCUCUGCAGAUGAGGCUCUGACCCAUGGGGUAGAACAGCUGGUGAGGAUGGAGGCAGACCUGGAGGCUGAUUACUAUGUCCUGCAGAGUACAAUGCACCAACCAGGUGGGAGAUACAAGUAUAGUUCCUACACAGUGUGCCCCCUUCCCCACAGCUGGGAGGAAUGGCAAGAGCUCUGGGACCAACAGAAGUUCUGUAAAUACAACACCUUUGUGGGUGACCCAGAGGAGGAGUUCUGGAGCCUCUAUACAAGCCGGUUUAGAUACAUUGGCAUGAAUGAUACAGAGGAAAGGAGGGACUGGUUAGCUGAACUGGUUUAUCGGGAGCUGGAUAUUAUAAGAGACUAUGUGGGGAUCCUACAAUUUAAAGAUCGUCGUAGGGAAGAAAUGCUCACAGAACCUGAGCUUGAUUGCUGCCCGUUUAAAGGCUUGGCAGAGGCUACGGCUUCCCCAAGUGAAAACCCUGUCUGUGUGGAGUCCAGUGGCUGUGUGAUCCCUGGACUGGCAGAACCUGAGCUUGGUUGCUGCCCGUUUAAAGGCUUGGCAGAGGCUGCGGCUUCCCCAAGUGAAAACCCUGUCUGUGUGGAGUCCAGUGGCUGUGUGAUCCCUGGACUGGCAGAACCUGAGCUUGGUUGCUGCCCGUUUAAAGGCUUGGCAGAGGCUGCGGCUUCCCCAAGUGAAAACCCUGUCUGUGUGGAGUCCAGUGGCUGUGUUAUCCCUGGACUGGCAGAACCUGAGCUUGGUCGCUGCCCGUUUAAAGGCUUGGCAGAGGCUGCGGCUUACCCAAGUGAAAACCCUGUCUGUGUGGAGUCCAGUGGCUGUGUGAUCCCUGGACUGGCAGAACCUGAGCUUGGUCGCUGCCCGUUUAAAGGCUUGGCAGAGGCUGCGGCUUACCCAAGUGAAAACCCUGUCUGUGUGGAGUCCAGUGGCUGUGUGAUCCCUGGGCUGGCAGAACCUGAGCUUGGUUGCUGCAUAUCUAAAGUCUUGGCAGAGGCUGCGGCUUCCCCAAGUGAAAACUCUGUCUGUGUGGAGUCCAUUGGCUGUGUGAUCUCCGGACUGGAAGAAUUGGGAAAAGAUUGCAUGGAGGAGAAAGAGGAAGAUAUCCCAACACCAAAGGAGCAGCUGCUGGUUAAAGAGGAUCAGAUGAACACCCCACAGAAAAGUGCACGUUUGGCGAGUCCCAGUGUCAUCCCCUCAACAUUUCCCAGGUGGAGGGAUCCCAUACUGUGUGAUGUUGCAUGGGCUAGGGCCCCUAGAAAGGUUGGGGGUAAUGUGGAACUAAAGAAAAGGCCGGGGAAAAAAAACUUUAGGAAUACUCUCUGGGGUCCACUUGUUACUGGGGUUACCUGACAAUGAGUCACCUGGCCUGACUGCUGGGAAGGGGAAUACAGACUGUUUCACCUUUGAAUGUCCCCUUCUCCCUGGAAGGCCCCUUUAUUGUCCUGGAGGCCAGAACUGUGACAUUUACUGGAUAACCCAGAUGGAGGAGAGGGGAUUAAUGAUGGCUGCCCUGAAAUAUCUUCCCUAAAUCCUGUGGGUUCAGGUUACAUUCAAAUUUUUUCACUACCAUGUGGUGUAUUCACAGUAUACCAGUUUUGCUCUGGAACGUAAUGACUUUUGCUCAGUGACUGGGAAUUGUUUGUGAAAUCUGCAACCAAACUGUGUAUCAUGGACUGUAACUGUGUGGGAGGGGGGACUCUAAGAGACUAUUUUUAUUCUCUACUACGGACAUUUUAUUUUAUGGGAAUUGGCUAGUGAGGCUGCUGGGAACCUGUAUAGGCCCCCAGCAGGCUCACUAUUUGGAAGGGGGGAGAAAUUGUGAUAAAACAAACUUUUAAUCGGGAGGGAAAAAUGUCAAGUAUUAUGUUAUGGCUUAGUUGCUUCUAACUGCUUCAACAAAUGGUAUGUGUGUGAUAACCUUUGCUCCUUUCCCUAUGUGGUUUUUGAUGUUGAAUAGCCAGUCCUGCAUUCUUUGGUAAGUGACCCCUACUGUGAGGGCAAACAAACCAGCACCCUCUGUAACUCAAUACACAUAGAUGACCCCAAGAGAUGUGUACUGUCUGGAUCCUACAUUCAGACUAAACUGGGCAUGCUCCCCAAAUGGCACCCCAUUGGCCAAACAGUAUUAGCUGUGAUUGGCGCCAUUAUAAUUCAUGGUCGGAUUGGUCCUUAUAAUGGCACACCUGGCCUAUCAUGUGAUUGGCCCUUGUGGAAGCUGCCUUUGUGGUUGGCAGAAGGACUCAAACCCUGUUCUGCAUUUACGACAGGGGCUGUUCCCUUUCUGGCUUACAAAGGUGGCUGUUAAGAAUUCCAAUUUGUUAGUCUUUUUAUACAAAUGGAAGAUCACAGAGACUGCCCAGCUGUAAACCAUCACAGCUGUACCCACAUGUUCCAGUGACCAGCAGUAGCAGUGCCCAACCCUGGCAUUAUCCUCAUGCAGACUCAAUGAAUGCAGGCUGGCUACCAUCUAGACUCUGAGAAAAACCUGUUUCGUGAAGUUGCCAUGCUAAAUAAAGGGCUCAUUCCCUAAAA